Molecule: messenger RNA, 5097 nt
Organism: Physella acuta
Lineage: Eukaryota; Metazoa; Mollusca; Gastropoda; Physidae
Product: ankyrin repeat domain-containing protein 50
Molecular function (GO): protein binding
Source: RefSeq, a predicted model, not a curated record
AGAAAAAUUUAUGCAGGUUCCUCCUAUCCACGAAUUAGACAUGAAAUUAGCCUUGUAAAUUUGGAUAUACUCUGUGUCCUCUAAAACUAUUAUUACAGUGAAAUGAUAUUGGAAUAGUUCUAGAUCUACGUCUCAAAAUAUUUUUGGGUUGUUAUAAUACAUAAUAAGCUAUUUUGUACUUUAGUAGGCCAACCUCAUCAGCUGAGUGAGGGUCAAGAAUCGCGAUUAGAAAAUCAGAUAACUUGAACUAACAGCUCACCAUGGGACAAGCAGGGUCUAAGCAAGAAAUGUUUUGGGAGGCUUGUGGGUUUGGACGAGCUCACUUGGUUCAAAAAUUUAUUGAGCAUGGCAUUGAUGUCAACUGGGUGUCAUCAAUUCAUGGCUGUAGCCCCAUUCACGUUGCAUCACAAGGCAAGGCGGAUGUUGUACAGCUGUUGAUAGAAGCUGGUUGUGACCUCACUGUUGUUGACUCGAGAGGAAACACGGCAGUCCACCACGCAGCAAUGCAGGGUCAUGCCGACAUUAUCCAGAUGUUGGCUGAUGCUGGGGCAGAUGUCAAUGCCCAAGAUAAAAAUGGAUGGACUCCCCUGCACUGUGCUGCCUACUAUGCCCACUUGAAAGCUGUAGAAGUUUUGGUGAGGAACAAAUGUGACAUCAAUAUACUCAACAAGGAUGGCAGGUCGGCUCUGAUUGAGACAGCCAGGUCUAAAAAAUACACAGAGGAGAAAACCCUUGGAGAGAUAGCCAGACAUUUAAUCAAGGCUGGAUGUGAUGUCAACCUCAAAUGUGCUGAUCUAGGGGAGGCUAACUUCACUGGAUUGAUGUUUGCUGCUUACCACAAUCAUGUAGAUGUGGCAGCUGCUUUCAUUGAUGGGGGAUGUGAUCUGGAUUGUGCCAGCUGUUAUACCAAGUGGACAGCACUGCAUUGGGCCGCUGACUGUGACAACUCAGAAAUGGUUUACAUAUUACUUGAGGCUGGUGCUGACCCAACUAAAACUGGAAUGAGAGGUGAGCUGGCUUCUGACAGGUCAAAGGACACAGAGGUGAAGGAAGUUCUGGACAAAGCUGUGAUCACCUUCAGGGAGGCAGAGGGCGGUGAGAACACCUCCCUGUCUUCUGCUCAUUCAUUCAAUGCCCAGGCAUCGCUAGACACUGCCAGGGCACUGGAGUGUCUGUCCACACAUGCCAAGAAUCGAGACAUUCUUUCAGCCCCCAUGCCCACAAUGCCUGCAUUGGGCAUUGCAUCUCGAUCCGACCCCAAAGUUCGCUACACUCGCCGGAAUGUGAAUGAAGUAGCUAUCAAGAACAUCAACGCCAAUUUUCCAUGGAAGAGCUACUCCAAACAAGGGUCACCCAGUCCUGAUAAAGACGGCUUAACUGGUAACGGGGAGGAAGGGGAACGGAGGAAAAUGUUUCCCUCACAGGAUGACAAGACCAAUGCUUUCAUGGACUCGUUAGCCCAGCGCAUCAACUACAUGACCAGUAAAAUUGCUUCCAUGUCAAAUUAUGAUACCAAAACAGAGGCAGAACGAUCCAACGGAAACCUCAACGGGCAAGUUUCUGGAUCAGAAGGAGCAGUGAGUACAUGUAAAAACGGGGUGGAUAGUUCUGAGGAUUCUGGGUUGUCAACCCGAGACAGCAGUCGUGUAGCUUCAGAGCUGGCGUCCCCCGAGGAAGGGACCACCAACACUCUGGCGCUGGAUAUAAACCACUCUACCUCCAGGAGUGAGGAUGAUAAAAGCCCCAAAUCCACAUCAGGAACCUCAUCCAAACUAUCAAGCCCAUCCAAAUUAUCAAGCCCAUCCAAAUCUGAUAUGCUUGAUGCUGAAGCCGACGCUUGCAUUAUUGAGGAAAGCCACCGUGGGUUCUCCAUCUUGCGAGCCCUGCAGGAGAGGCAUCGUCGCAGCAUGUGUCUGGACGAGGCCUCUAUAGCACAAGCCACCAAAGAAUCCGCUCCUGGCUCCGAGGUGUUCUCCCAGGUGUAAGGUACCCAGUAGCUAGCUCUUCAGUCUUUCUAGUUACCCUUUUUUCUUUCUAACCCUCCGUACAAAGGUUGUAGACUCAGGAGUCUGGUGCUAUAAGGUGCACUCAGUCUGUUUUGUGUUUGUACAUGAUUGUGAAUUGUUUACUAUAAAAACACUCAGCAUUUUACUAGACACUUUUCCCUACUAUUUCACUUUUCUUACUUGGGUAAGAUUUCCUGUUUGUGAAAAUAUUUUUUUUUUUUAAUAUCAAAAGUAGAUUUUUUUAAACAGUUGAAACAACCAUUACCAUUGGAACCAUUCCCAUAGCAGCAUUGUCUUUUUCUAUACUAUGAAGUGGUAGGUUUGAAUAUAUCUCUUGUUUAGUUUAUAUCUAGCACAAUAUUUGCUUUACUGAAGUAUAACCAUGUACAAUAGCUCAUAUUUAUUCAACUUUGUGUGGCCAAUUCUUAACUUAUUGGUGGUGGAUUCUCAACUACAUAAUACUGUUUUUUUUCCCGUCACAUCCUUUACUUUUCAACAUCAUUCAAGAUGGCAAUAAAGGAUGCAAUUAAUGAAUGCAUUUAACUAUCGCUAGCACAUGUAUUUUAAACCGCAGACACAUUUUUUAACGGUAAAUAAUCGCUAGCUGAAGGCAUGUACCUAAAGUUGAUAAAAAACAUUAAGUCAAAUUGUGUUUAUUUAUAACAAUGAUUUUUGUACUUUAAAACAAAAGAAAAAAAUGGUGCUAUCAAAUUUACAGUUUGAUGUAUCUUUGUUUGUAUUCAUGACUGUACUUUUCAAGUAUUUUAACUACAAUAACAAACUGUUGAAAUCCUCUAUCAUUCCUAUCUAUUUGCGAUGCAAUGGAGUUGUCUAACCUGCCACUAACAAAAAAUGCAUAAUGCAUACAGCUGCUUAUUGGAGUACAGAGGCACAACUUCUCAGAAAGCUACAAAGGAAUUAUGUAAGAGAUAAGAAGCUAUUACUGUAUUCUAAUGUUUCCUGCAGCUAUGCAUACAUAUCACAUCUUUUACAAUGAAGAAAAGCCCAGUUGCUGAUGAAAAUUUCUAACUUUUCUUAACAUAGUUAUAUAAUGUUUGCUUUCAGUUUUAAAUUAUUUUCUGUUUCAUACGAUCCAAUAGGAAUGUAUAUUAUAAAAAUAUUUUUUUUUAUCAAAAUUUCUCUUUUUAUAAAAAAAGAAUGCUUGAAAGAAUUAUUUAUGUAAAUUUGUUGCACCUAACAAUCCUGAUUUUGUUUCGUUUAAUUAAUAUUUCGAUAUACCUAUGGAUACUAUGGAUUUCAGAAUUACAUGAAGAGCAAUGAUAUAUAUUCAAAAUAUAAAUUAGCAACCACUAAAAAGCGAAAAAAAUGUUUAGCUUUUAAACUUGGGAUGAAGAAAAAUAUAAGAAGUUGCAAUAAUAUCUCUCUGGGACCAUGAUGUUUACAUUUAUAACCGUUGUCAACAGUAUCACUGCUCUUAGAGUCCUGUGUGUUAGAAUAACCACUGUUCAUAGAUCCAUAGUUGGUUCAUGCUAGAUCCUUAGUUAGAGGCUCUCUAUGUAUAAAGUUUUCAAAUGUGCUUAAGAAAGUUUAUGUAUGUACAUUUGUUGUAAUCAAAUCCUAGCUAUCUCUUGUUAUCAAUAUCACUUCACAUCGUUAAGUGAGGUACAUUUAGAGCUUCUUUGUAGCCUGAUUUAUUAUAAUUAUAAUACAUCAUCAGUUUUUAAACUUGAAAAAUUAUGGCUUUAUCAUUUACUUUUAUACUUUUAAGUAUUAAAUACAAGACAUGUUGAAAACUUGUUUUUCGGACCACAGGUCUUCAAUGUCCAUGUAUUUAACUGUUGAGUUUUCUAUUUUUUUUCUUGGAUAUGUAUGGAAUGCAUCCAAAAAUUAAAUUUUCUUCAUUUUUUUCAAUUGUACUUUUGAUGACAGCACUUUUGAGUUUAGUGUUACUUCAACUUGACCCAGAUAGGCAGUUAUUUCUGAGGUUGUGAAUAGACAAAUAUCAUUGUUUGGAUUCUUUCAGUGUUUAACUGAAGUUAUCAAUGUCCCCCGUAGCUUUGUACCACACUCUAUUGUUACAUCCCCACAACACUUGUAUUCAUUUGUAUGGACCUAAAAAUCAACAUACAAUGGUUCCUUUAUUGAAGGUAAUAUCAAAUACAGUUUUUUUAUAAACCUUAGGUAUCAUCAACAUACAAUAUGUUUAUUUAUUCACCUUUUAUUCAAUAUACAUAAGUCAUGUGCAAAAGUUCACAUAAUUAUUUUUAUAGGAAUUUUAAACUGUUGUGUCUGCUAAUCUAGUCCUGUCUUAAAAUAAUCCAGGUUGUUAUUAAUGUUAAUUUUAGAUUUGUUUCACUUUGGGCUGAUUUUUCAAAAACUGUGUUGUAAAUAGUCUCUCUCAGAUAUUUUCCUAGUCAAUGCCAGAUUGCAAUUUUAAGUAAUUUUUUUUUUAUAUUUUGCAAUCCAAUCGACCAAGAAGGUCAACAAUCUGAUGCCAAGUUUAGUUCAAUUGUAUUUAAAAAAAUUCCUGAUCAUAUACAUAAUCAUAACAUUAUAUGAUAUCAAUUUUUGCUUAGGUAAUGUUUUAGCAUCAAGUCUGCUAUGUUUUGAAAAAAUUGAAUAAUAAUGUAAAUCUUUAUAAACAUAGGUGGCCAUUGAGGCAAAUGUUGUAGCCAUUACUUGUCUGAAUGACUGUAAGCCUUUAUAAACAUUGGUGGUCAUUGAGGCAAAUGUUGUAGCCAUUACUAGUCUGAAUGGCUGUAAGCCUUUAUAAACAUUGGUGGUCAUUGAGGCAAAUGUUGUAGCCAUUACUAGUCUGAAUGGCUGUAAGCCUUUAUAAACAUUGGUGGUCAUUGAGGCAAAGGUUGUAGCCAUUACUUGUCUGAUUGGCCUGCAAAAGUUUUAAGCUAGAACACUGCCCACUGAGUAUGUCUACUAGACCUCAGUCAGGCAUCAAUCAGAGCUGCUCCUGUUUGCAGUCUCUUGAGUCCUGUGAUUAAAAUCUAACCACAGUGUAGUUAAUCUUUAAUAUUAAAAGAUAAAAAUUUCAACUUACAAAAAAGUAAGUUAAGAUUAUUAUCAAUUUUUCAUAUUAUUCUCAAUAAAGCCAAAAUUGAAUUGUUUUUUUUUU